Cataglyphis hispanica is the source of this 1712-nucleotide messenger RNA. RefSeq names its product MORN repeat-containing protein 3-like. Bases 1 to 771 code for a protein of 256 amino acids. The record is from RefSeq and is a predicted model, not a curated record. Gene Ontology annotation, cellular component: cytosol. NCBI's taxonomy places the organism in Eukaryota, Metazoa, Arthropoda, Insecta, Hymenoptera, Formicidae. The transcript has 4 exons.
AUGACCUUUUAUUAUUUUGAAAAUGAAAAAUCAACAUGUAUCCUUUACGAAUAUUUGACAAUGCCAUUCUUAAAAGUACAAAAAACUACGUGGUGCGAACAACGAAUAGAAUCUUGCAAACGUAAUGGUUGGCUUCACGCUGUAUACAUGCCUGAAGCAAAACGUAUCGUUAAAGCAUAUUACAAGGGUGAAUGGAGAAACGAUAAGAGAGAGGGCAAAGGCAUAGGAGUAAGCAGGUGUCAUAAAAAUUGCAUCCCUCAAGUAUCUUUUCUUAGAUAUUCCCGAUAUUUCAUUCGCUAUUACAUAUGGAAUAAUUUUUCGCGCAGCCUCGGCUGGAUGUACGAAGGUGACUGGCUCAAGGAUCGUAAACAUGGCUAUGGUAUUUUGAGUAAAAUUUCGGAAGACGGUACCAUAUGUAAAGUGUACGGCGGUGAUUGGGCGAAAGGAAGAAAGCACGGAUUCGGGAGCAAUUGGUACAGAGACGGCAGCUAUUACGAAGGAAUGUUUCGGAAAAACAAACGGGACGGUUACGGUGAGAUUUGGUAUAAAUGCGGCAGUGGAUAUUAUCAAGGCACAUGGCUGAACGAUCGUUAUCAUGGAGAAGGGAUACUCAUUCAAAAAAAUGGUAAUAUCUACGAGGGUCAAUUUAUAAAUGGCAAGAAGGAAGGUCGAGGGGUCUUCUAUCACUUUGACAGCCGUCAAGUGCAGAUCGGUCAUUGGGAGAACGACAUCUGUAUCAACAGCACGAUAGAGGACAUCGACUAUCACUGACAGUCAAGCUUUAUAUCCGAUAUUAUUACAUAUUCCAAGGAUAAAUAGUCAAGCAGUGCUGCACUUAUAAGUGCCUUGCGUCAUCUCUCGUUUAUGUUUUCUUUAAUCGAUUUAGACAUACAUGUUUCAUGUGUUAUCUGUCCUUUCCGCAUUUACAGCGAACGAAAAAUAUAAUCCGUGCGUGAUUUCGUAACUAUGUCCGUUUCAUUUUGAUAAUCGCGUCGCUAUUAUAUAGCGUUGAUUUGCGCGCCGUAAAAGUAUAAUUUUACGAAUAAUAAUCAAACAUAUUCGACUUUCAUCGUAAUCGAAAUAUAACACAUAUUAAAUUACCCACUAAAUCAUGUAUAUACGAGUCCGGUUCUCCCACGUCUUGAUAUUUCAUUUAUUUUUAUGAUAAUCGUAACAUAUGUACCUCAAAUUAAUGUAUUUACAUGUUGAGAUAUUGAUUGUAAAGGAAAUCACUGCGCGGUCGCGAAUCAAAAAUAUAUUUUCGAGAAAAGUAUUAACUUUCUGCAUAUCGAAUGGCAAAUUUAUAUAACGCAAAAUAUUUGUUGUAUAUUAUUCGUACGUGUUUGACAACUUGCAGAGAUAGUUAAGAAAUGUAAACGUUAAUCGCGUUUUUCGAAAAUAAGCACGUUUUUUGUUUCAAUAAAAAGAUAAGUACAUUCAACUGCAUAGUCAGCCGAUCGCGUCACCUUCUGAUAAAAGGCUAUCGCGUUCUUUAAACUGCGGGUCUCGAUAUAUCUUCUCAGAAUUAGAACGCACUAUUAUUCUUCCUACUUUUAAGUCGCAACGCGAAUGAAGGAAUGUAUUCUGUGCCUACAUAUACAAUGACAUUUUAUCAAACUUUGUCUCCUUCCUAAAACACUGACACUGCGAUGCUUUCACAUCAUCAAUGAGUAGAGUUUCAUUGUACUUACAUUAAUUUACAUCACAGAAGA